Gordionus sp. m RMFG-2023 is the source of this 2399-nucleotide messenger RNA. Its product is annotated as IQ motif and SEC7 domain-containing protein 1-like. Lineage: Eukaryota; Metazoa; Nematomorpha; Gordioida; Chordodea; Parachordodidae. The record is from RefSeq and is a predicted model, not a curated record. Gene Ontology annotation, biological process: regulation of ARF protein signal transduction; actin cytoskeleton organization. The transcript is spliced from 8 exons. Bases 820 to 2187 code for a protein of 455 amino acids. Gene Ontology annotation, molecular function: guanyl-nucleotide exchange factor activity.
GCCAAAAUUUUAAUUUUCCAUUAAAAAUGGCUUAUAUUUUUUUUUUCGCUAGAUUUGCGCAAAUUGCGCGAUUAAAUUUUUUUGAUACUUGACACAGCCUAGCACCAUUUAUUGCUGUUAAAUAAAGGCGUCCCCAGCAGAAUGGCAUUUCUUUGCUACUGCGCAUGGGAAAAGUGCUUGCGAUGGAAUAAGGGAACUGUGAAACGCUUGGCUGCACGGGCCAGUUUACAACGACCUUAUGAAAAUCAAAUAAAAUUUCUUUGCCAUUUCUUCAAAUUCGCUGAGGAAAAUAUAAAAAAUAUUCAUUUUUCUUAUUCCAAUCAUGAAGAAUAACAAGAAGAGAAAGAAUUUUUAAAAGGUUUUCAAAAGCUCAUUCCUGAAACCAAAAAAUUCAUGGAGUUUAUCCUGUUCACAAAUAAUUACGAAAAAAUAUUCCAGUGCUGUUCAAACCACACUACAAAAUAUUUAAAAUAGAGUAGGGGAGAAUACCAAUGGUAUAAAAGGGUAUGUAACUUGUUCUUAUGAUAAUGAAUGGUGGGUGGCCAAUAUACCGAUUAUUAGUCCUGAUGAGGUAAACGUAAAGGUAAUAUUUUUACAGCCUAAUGGACCUUCUAAUUCCUUUUAUUUUCCUUCAAUACCUGAUAUUUUUAUUCUUCCAAAAAAUGAUAUCCCUGUCGUCAACCUUUUGACCACUACAGGAAGAACUUAUAAUUUAAUUCGUGAAGAAUCCGAAAUGGCCAUAUACAAAUUAAAUUUAAGGAAAUCAAUAUAACUAAGCUUCUAUAUUAUAAGAAACCAGAAAUCGGCCUAAAGUUACUUAUGCAGGAAGGUUUUUUAGAAAAUGAUCCUUCGAAAAUUGCAGUCUUUUUAUUAAAUCGUAAGGGAUUAUCUAAACAAAAGGUUGGAGAAUAUUUAGGAAAUAUUCAAGAUCCUUCUAACAUCAUGAUUUUAAGAUAUAUACUACUUAAAAUGGAUUUCUCUGAUAUGAAUAUUGAUGCUGCCUUGCGAAAAUUUUUGAGUCAUUUUCAUAUAUCCGGAGAAGCCCAAAUAAUCGAAAAAAUUAUGGAAAUGUUCAGUCAGCGCUACAAAGAUUGCAACCAAAAUUUUAUGUCAAAACUAAAAUCACAAGAUACGCUAUUUAUAUUAGCAUUUGCAACAAUUAUGUUGAAUACUGAUCUCCAUAACUAUAGUAUGAAAUCUCAAAAAAGAAUGAAAAUGAAUGAAUUUGUAAAAAAUCUUAAAGGUUUAGAUAACGGUUAUGAUAUUUCGAAGGAAAUACUUGUGGGAAUAUUUGAGAGAAUUAAAAAAGAAGAAUUAAAAUCAGAUCCUGACCACGUCACCCAAGUUUUUCGUUUAGAACAAGCUAUUGUUGGAAAAAAACCAGUAUUAGCUUUACCAUUUCGUCGUUUAGUUUGUUAUUGUCGGCUUUACGAAAUAGGCGAUUUCGCUAAAAAAGAAAAAUUAGGAACUCAUCAGCGCGAAGUAUUUCUCUUUAAUGAUUUAUUAGUUAUCUGCAAAUUAUUAACCGAAAAUAAAUUGAAUAAAUCUAUAAGAGGUUCGGAACCAUCUUUAAUUAAAGACAAAAAUGAUAAUAAUAAUUUUAAGAGAAGCUUUAAUCAAGGGCGGUUUACUAAAUCAUCAUUAAAUAUUACUCCAAGAAUGCCUCAAUAUAAUAAUCAAUUUUCAAAUGAUAAUAACUAUAAUGUAAAUUGCUCGCUUAGAAAAACCUCAGAAAUUUUCUAUAACUCAACGACCUAUAAAUUUCGCAAAGCAUUGAACUUAGUCGGAAUGACUGUUGAAACAUGCCAAAAUCAAUAUUAUAAAUAUCUAAUAAGAAUAAACAAUAAUAAUCAAAUUAUUAACCUAAAUGCAAAAUCAGAACAUGACCGUACAAAAUUUGUGGAAGAUUUAAAAGAAUCAAUAGCCGAAAAUGAAGAAAUGAAGACUUUUGCAGAUGAAAUAAUCAAAAUAAAUUGUUUUGAGGAAUCAAAUUAUAAAAACCAUUCACAUUUCAAGCAUUCAAAUAUAAGCAAAUCUAGAAGAAUUGGUGAACAAACCGAUAACAUAAAUGAAAACAUAUUAGAUUUCAAGGAAGAUAUGGCAUAUAUUAGUGAGCAAAAUAGUCGCGAUUCUGGUGUUAUCGUGGAAUUACACCAGGGAAAUUUUUCCUUUGUCGAUUUUAGGUGAAUUAUUUAUAAAAUAACAUUUAAGGCCUUAUUUAUCACUAUCAUUCUUUAUUUCAAUCAAUUUGAAAAAUCGUUUUUGUUACAUUAUUAAAGUAAAAUGUCUUGAUUUGCUCAAAUGGUUUUUUUAAAAAAAGCAAUAUUAUCAAUAUUACCAUUUUUUGUAAUAAUUUAUUGUAGUUUUAAAAUAAUAAAAUUUUAAAAUAUUCUUGAACA